CCCGCAUCAGUUGAGUUGGCCCGCGGCUCCUCGUCAGCUGGCCGUGCGUAAUUCAUCCAAGCGUCCUCCUGGCGGGGGGUUCUUUACGCGCGGUACCACCAGGAGCGUCCCCCCGGUCUCUGCGUCUCCCAGCCAGCACCACGCGAUUGUUUCCUUUCUCUUUUUUUUUUAUCCUCUUGUGAGUGUGACAUCAAAUGGGGGGAGCGGACUGCACCAGAGGGAGCUGGACGCCGACAGCAGCAGCACUUUGAACGGGCUCGAACCUCCGGGAGGAGCCCGACAUGUACUGAGCGACGCACGGCGGUUGCAGCGCACGAGGAAACGGCAGAUUGUGAGAAAACAUGAGCGGCGGGGAGAUCAUCUUCCAGGGCUGGCUGAGGAAGUCGCCGCCGGAGAAGAAGCUGCGGAGAUAUGCGUGGAAGAAACGCUGGUUCAUCCUGCGCAGCGGCCGCAUGAGCGGUGACCCCGACGUUCUGGAGUACUACAAGAAUGACCACUCCAAGAAGCCCAUCCGGGUCAUCGACCUGCACUGCUGCGAGCAGGUGGACUGCGGCCUGACCUUCAAGCGGAAGGAGUUCCAGGACAGCUUCGUGUUUGACAUCAAGACCUCGGACCGGACCUUCUACCUGGUGGCGGAGACGGAGGAGGACAUGAACAAGUGGGUCCGCUCCAUCUGCCAGCUGUGCGGGUUCAACCAGUCGGCCGACAACCACGAUGGCAGGUCGCAACAUAUGCCACGUUCUGUCGGAGCAGAUGACACCGGCUCCGCGGCCCCUCUGACCGGAGAGCGCAAGUCCUCCGCCCCCGUCCACUCCAGGCAGCCGGUCCUCUUCACCUUCGACGUGCCCGUGCGCCACUCACACUCCGGCUCCUUGUCCAACAGCGCGCCCCAGGACUACCUCCUCCUCCACCAGUGCAUGAGCAGGAAGACGGAGAGCGCAAGGAGUGCCAGCUUCUCCCAGGCCACACGGAGCAACCUGUUCGUGGGGAGCGACUCUGCUGUGCAGAAACUCUCUCACGGCUUCUCCCACUGUCUGAACGGCAUGGGCGGCCAGUUGCACGGCUUCUACAGUUUGCCCAAACCAGGAAAACACCAGUUACCCUCGCAGGACGACUCGUCCGAGGAGGCCUGCUACGUGCUGCCGCGGGGCUUCAGCUCCGAGGCGCCGGCCCACAGCGGGCUGGGCGACUCGGAGCUGGAGAACGAGGAGGUGUACACCUUCAAGACGCCCUGCAACGCCCUGGCCACCAUGCACGACAGCGAGCGGCCCACGGACAACUACGACAUCCCCACCACGCCCGGCUCCUUCUACCAGAUCCCCCGGACGUUCGAUAAGAAUCACAACGCCCUGACGCCCUCCAGCUCCGAGUCGUCCUGUGCGCCCCCGCCCAGGCCCCCGAAGCCCAGCCAGGGGUCGGAGGGCCAGUGGGGGAGUCCCCAGUCGGUGGGAAGCCAGAACGGGGAGGUGACGCCUGCGGUGUCGGUUAUCCCACGCAGGAACACUCUCCCUGCUGUUGAGAACAUCAGGCUGCACAGAGGCUCCUCCUUCGAAACGAACAGCCACCACCGUCCCAUCCAUUUCAACAGCUCAGGCCAGUCUGUGGAGUCGGUCAAUGACGGCUUCAGCUCCUACCUGAGAACCAAAGCCCCCCUGACUCGCUCCGACAGCGGCAACUCGGAUGACAACUACGUGCCCAUGAAUCCGGGCUCGUCGCCACUCAGCGCCGCCCUGGCUGACAGUCCUAAGAAUAUCUACAUCCCCAUGAGCCCUGGGCCACAUCACUUUGAUUUCCCAGGAUUCUCUGCAACGCUACCUGCCCGCAAGGGGAGCAGCGCCUCCCUGUGUCACCGGCCCAGCCGCCUCAGCGAUGUGACGCCACCGCCCAUCAACCGCAACCUCAAACCCAACAGGAAGUCGAAGCCAACACCUCUGGAUCUGAAGAACAAUGGGAUUAUUGAUGAGCUGCCAUUCAAGAGUCCGGUCACCAUGUCCUGGAUUCGGCCCAUGCCGCCUAUGAACUCCAUAUCCUCCCAGCAUUGUCGACCCAUCUCCACACAGAGCAUCACCAGCACCGACUCUGCAGACAGUGAGGAGAACUAUGUGGCUAUGCAGAACCCAGCGUCUACCUCGCCAGCCAUGAGCGGCACCAGCAGCCCGGCCCCCAGGAAGUGCGGCAACGUGGACUACCUGGCGCUGGACUUCCAGCCCGGCUCACCCAGCCCGCACAGAAAACCCUCCACGUCCUCCGUGACCUCCGACGAGAAGGUGGACUACGUGCAGGUGGACAAGGAGAAGACCCAGGCCCUGCAGAACACCAUGCAGGAGUGGACCGAUGUGCGGCAGUCUACUGAGCCCGCCAAGGGGGUCAAGUCCUGACACUGACUUGUACGAAAAACAACACACGGAAUAUUCCAAUCUGAAGACAAGCAUCGCCAGUGUCACGUUCCUACCACUGCUAUGAAUGCUGGGCGGGCUGGUUUAAAGCCUGAGACGUUUGGACACAUAAGCCAUAACCGACCCUGACGCCUGUUCUCUGUGAUGAUGACUACUGCAGGAUAUCAGGCCAUAGAGGUGAAGCUUCCUGCCAGAGCUCUCCACGCAGACUGUUAGAACAGAGUAUGGACAGAUGAUAAUGUGUAUUAAUGUAUAUCAUCCUUACUUAUCAAUCA
Platichthys flesus (European flounder) is the source of this 2671-nucleotide messenger RNA. RefSeq names its product GRB2-associated binding protein 2 (gene gab2). The transcript is spliced from 10 exons. The record is from RefSeq and is a predicted model, not a curated record. NCBI's taxonomy places the organism in Eukaryota, Metazoa, Chordata, Actinopteri, Pleuronectiformes, Pleuronectidae. The coding region runs from base 342 to 2378 and encodes 678 amino acids.